AUGUACCGGUGGAUGUCGCCGGGGUUGGUGGCGGUUAUGUCGAAGAGCGGGUGGAGGUUAAAGUCGUAUUACCGACGGUGGCGGCAUCGUGCAGAGUCCGUCACACGACAUGGAUUUUUGCCAUGUCUGACUGAUCUCAGCCUGAGAGCUCCAGACGGUAACAGGGAGCCCGCCGUCUGGAAAUCCGAAGCAAUUUCAGUUGUCCAGCUGAAGGGAUGGACGGCGCAUGCUGUGCGAAAAGAGCACUCUCUGUGCCAGCAUAAUAACAAAGACUUCAAUCUGCCGCUGCUGAGGCGCAUGAAUAACAUAUGGCCGCCGAGAAGGGCGGCGGCCACUCCGUCAACACCGCCAAAUAGUGACCUGCCGGUGCUGAAGCACUUAAGACAGAAGUGGCUGCUACGCAAAACGCCCACGCCAUCUACACUGACACCAACUACUAGCGCCACUGAAUUCACCAUCGAUACCACAUCGGUCACUAGCUGCCGCUCAAGGGAUCAGGACAGUCAUGUUGCCCAAGUUUCCUCCACGAAGAAGCGAUAUCAAAUCUGGAGUCGUUCUCGAACUACCCGCAAUGCCGUUCUCGAGCUGGCCAUGCUCGCAGGUACCAUCCUCGUCGAAACUUCGCAGAUGACUCAAGGAAUUCCCUACGUAGAAAGCCUCGCCAAGAUCAUCGAAUACGUCGCCAAAGCUACAAAGGAACUACAGAAGGUCGAAACAACGUUGAGCACGUUGAGUGAGCGAAUCGUCCGGUUGCAGGGCAUCAUUGUCGACGUCCGUGAGGACAGUCAGUGGCAGGGAACUUUGCCACUAGGCUUAGAAGAACCGUUCAGACUGCUCGAAAAACUUCUCGGACAGGUCAUCGAUGUCCUCUCUCGCUAUGAAGGGUCACGAUUGAAUUGUCUGAAGCGGUUUUUGAGCCGCAAGGACACACUACGCGAUCUUCAGAAGUGCGAGGUGGAUAUCAGUAACGCCAUAGAGGAGUUCAAUACACGUCUCAAUAUUCAACAGACGCUUAUCGAGCAUGACAUGAAGGAAUCGCUGACUGUGGUGGAGAACAAAGUGGAUGCCGUGAAGACGAUAACGGAAGAGCUCGAGGUUCGGGAUCAAACCAGGCAUGUAGUAGUGCUUACUGCACUAUUGAUCUCCGGAGCAUCUGGUGGCACGACCUUAAUUGUGUCAGCCAUUUUAUUUGGCAAAGCGCGCCCACUCUGAGGACUCCGGAGGCCCUGAUUUAGGCGCAGUGACGACGUCCCUUGACAUGUUCCGUGUGGUUCUGUAGCUUCUUGAGGUGUAACAUGGACCUGGAGAAGCUUGUACUCCAUACGUUCGAUGCUCUAUAAUUUAACUGGUGCCGGUAUAAG
Stereum hirsutum FP-91666 SS1 is the source of this 1361-nucleotide messenger RNA. RefSeq lists its product as uncharacterized. Lineage: Eukaryota; Fungi; Basidiomycota; Agaricomycetes; Russulales; Stereaceae. The record is from RefSeq and is a predicted model, not a curated record. The transcript is spliced from 14 exons. Gene Ontology annotation, biological process: cell surface receptor signaling pathway. The coding region runs from base 1 to 1212 and encodes 403 amino acids.